Molecule: messenger RNA, 1548 nt
Organism: Fundulus heteroclitus (mummichog)
Lineage: Eukaryota; Metazoa; Chordata; Actinopteri; Cyprinodontiformes; Fundulidae
Exons: 4
Coding region: 745-1437 (230 amino acids)
Biological process (GO): cellular response to gamma radiation; intrinsic apoptotic signaling pathway in response to DNA damage by p53 class mediator
Source: RefSeq, a predicted model, not a curated record
UCUUCCUCCUCCUCCUCCUCCCUGAAGAUCCAGACCUGUUUUCAUGUUGGAAACAUUCGUUAGAAUCGCUUCAAGGAAGGGAGUGGAGCUCAGGGAGGUUGGGCUUUUUUUUUUUAUCCGCAAAGGGGUUGAGCAACAUAAUCCAUCACAGUUGAGCGUUUGAUGCAGGAACAGGGACAAAGGGAGCCGUGACGCCUCGCUGGAGCUGCAAUAAGAAGCUUUAGGUUCGCCGCGACACUCCCGUUUUCUCGCAAAUCUCCAACGAAGGGAAGCCUAUUCACGUAUUUCCGCUGUUUCUUUUUUCUUUUUUUUUGUAUAAACCGCUGCGUCCUGUCCUGACUGCCGAUCGUGUGUUUUGGACCCCUGCUGGAAGCUUUUCAACACCAAAUAUAGCCGCUGUUUGCCGCUCUGGACCGGAUUCUUGCAGCGCCGCCGCAGAUAAUUGUGAUCCUGAGGGGAUUAUUGUCUGAUUUACCUCUUGAAUCAUCAGGGUCGAGUUUUUUUUUUUUUUAAAAACGCAUAUUCUCUCAGGUUUUCCCGCUCGAUAUGCUUGCUUGAACCCCCGCUCUGACUCAUUUAAAGCAUUUUUUUUUUAAGUCAAGCUUUCGAUUUCCGAGCCUGCCUGAAGCCCUCCGACCCUCUCCAGCCUGCAGCGUUACCUGCGCGCACACGUCUACAGGAGGCACGCUGUUUCCCCCACACACACACCCCUCCCUAUUGUUCUCUGACAGGGAGUUAGGAGCCAUGGCUCGGGUUUGGCUGUCCGUGUGUCUGCUGCUUCUGGCCGUGUCGCUGUGCCGGGCCGGUGACGAGAGCCCGGCGGUGGUCACCCUGCGCACCGUCAUCACCGGGACCUGCCAGGAGAUCCAGCGCCACGCGGAGUCCCUGGUGGGAGCGGGAGUGUUACGCUCAGCUGCUGAGAGUGCUGUAUUGUAUCUUGAAUCAGUGCUGGGUGAGGAGAACGUCCAUACCUUGGCCAUGUUUCUGCAGAAGGCGAUCCGAUCCUUGGCCGAAGGAGCAGCCAGCGGCCUGAACGUCAUCGCCGUUUACGUCACGGAGAUCCUCAGAGUCACAGGGUUUGACGUUGCGCUGACGUUGCCGCGCUUCACCCCAGAGGGCGUGACCGCCGUCGCCCAGUGGGGUCUGGUGGGCCUCCUCGCAUACUGGGUUCUGACCAUCCUCCUCCAGUUGCUGUUUGGCGUUUUCAAGCAGCUGUUCUGGGUCGUGAAAACCGUCCUGGGGCUCUGGCUUUUCGGACUGAUCGUGACUGACAAGCACGCCUCUGCAGAGACCACGGCGAUCCGAGUGGGAAUCCUGGUGCUGGUGAUCGCCCUGCUGUCUCUGUUCACUUCAUCCUCCGAGAAGUCUUCCAAUCUAGAGAGCCGGCUGAACAAGCUGGAGGGCCGGCUGAAGGCGGUGGAGAGGAGGAAAGAGUAGAGACGGGUGGGGUAAAGGUGGUGCUAACGCUGCCAGAGAAAGUGGCAACGUUCAGUGAUUUCUACAUUUGUGACAACUUUGGGAAAUAAAGUUAUCUCUUGAGAUUUUUAA